AUGAGCUCGAGAAUGCAUGACCAAUUGCGAGAUCUUGGUAGGGAAAUCGUUCGCGAGGAAAACCCACAGGAGCCUUGGUACCGUAGCAGGUUAUGGGAAUCCAAGGAAAUCCAAAAAGUGCUGAAGGGAAAUAAGGGAUCAGAAAAGAUCAGGGCCAUUUAUCUUAACAAAGGCAGCUCAGAAGACUUUGGCGAGACACCUGAACAUGCUGGCCAUAUCCUUACAAGCGAACAAUUCAAGAAUUUAACGAGGCUAAGGUUUCUUCACGUGAACGGGGCACAUUUUAGUGGAGAUUUUAAAAACUCAAUUGAGGAGUUAAGAUGGCUUCAGUGGCAGAAUUGUCCCUUGACUUUUGAAGCAGAAAAUAUUAAUUUAAAGGAAUUAGUUGCACUUGAUUUGUCAAAAAGCAAGAUUUCAGAUAAAUGGGGAGGAUGGAAUUCCAUCAUGAUGGCAGAGGAGCUAAAGUUUCUUGACCUUACACGUUGUUCAUCUUUAGAAGGAACAUUCUUCCUAUCAGCUUUUAAGAAUUUGGAGGUUCUUAUCCUAAAAGGUUGUUGGAGAUUGGAGCAAAUUGACUCUUCGAUUGGAGACAUGAAGAGUAUGGUUCGCUUGGACUUGACGGGAUGUAUUAGUCUCAAGGAGCUGCCACUAGAAGCGGGUAAAUUAAAAGCAUUGGAGCAACUCCUUUUACAAGGUUGUCAAAAUAUUUCUGUAGUACCAGACGAAAUAGGGGCUCUGCAGAAUCUAGAAAUUCUGAAUAUUAGUGGCACUGGGAUAAAAGAUUUACCCUAUGGUAUUGGAAAGCUGAGAAACCUCCGAAUCUUAGAUGCUUCAAAGCUGCUAUAA
This is a messenger RNA of Eucalyptus grandis, 846 nucleotides long. Its product is annotated as disease resistance protein RUN1-like. Lineage: Eukaryota; Viridiplantae; Streptophyta; Magnoliopsida; Myrtales; Myrtaceae. The transcript is spliced from 3 exons. The record is from RefSeq and is a predicted model, not a curated record. The coding region runs from base 1 to 846 and encodes 281 amino acids. Gene Ontology annotation, biological process: defense response.